Molecule: messenger RNA, 1202 nt
Organism: Durusdinium trenchii
Lineage: Eukaryota; Dinophyceae; Suessiales; Symbiodiniaceae
Source: the annotation of a GenBank genome assembly
AAGUCUGGCUCAAGGAAACCAUCGGCAGCACCGCUCAAGGCGAGCUUGACUCGAUGGCAGCAACAGCGUCCCCGAAAGCAGCUGGGUCCGAAGGAUUUCAACUGGAUGAGGAGAAAGACCUUACCUCACUUGGACUGAGGAAGGCAAUUCUCAAAGGACGGCACCCGCAGGCCUUAAAAACUUUAAACCAGAUGCACUACGGUGCACUCACUUUCGGAGAUCGAUGGAAUAGGUGGCAGAGAGCCAACAAACUUUGGCUAGCUUGUUGUUGCAGCUCCAUUGGAGGCCGACCAUGGCACACCAGAAACCCUCAGAAAAAGGCGGUGCGAGUGCGUCGAAAUCAGAGCUCUGAGGUCAGUCCAGCCGUCCGGCGCCGGAGCGUGGCGCUGGGCUCGGACCCCGCCAUGCGGGAGAUGGUGCACUUUGUGGGGAGCCAUGAGCAUGACAGCCGGCUGCAGGACGGCUGCAAACAUCCGGAGCAACAUCCUGAAGGACCUUCCUGAGAACUUCAAGGAGGAGGUCGAAGUCUUGCGGCAAGCCGAGGCCUUCGAGGACAACCGUCCGCUGCCCGUCACGAGUACGGGCUUGCUGGAUGGGCCCUCGGUGGAUGCACGGCUGGCCUGGCGCCAAGAGAUGGACCGCCAGGUGAAACGACUCCUGCAGGACACGCACUUUGCGCUGGAUGAUCGGCUGGACGAGGAGGUGAAGCACAUCUUGCGGGUGAACCACGCGGACCGCAUGUACGACGACUGGUAUGGGAAGCACGGCAUGAAGCAAGCACGGAAGGAGCGGGUGGCGCCCUCCCACCUGCGCUUCAACCACGAGGACCCGGUGAUGCCGGGGUCCCUUCGCCGGCCGAAGGAGGUGGCACCUGCCUUGCUGGCGCCAGCACAGGUCAUCGAGGUGCCGCGGGAGGUGCCCCACUUCCCCAGCCCGAAGGUCGAGGAGUCGCGCCCGGCGAGCCGCAGCGUCGCCACGCCGAAGACCCUGCUGACCGCGGGCCGCGCCACGGUGAAACCGGUCUCGCCGCGGGUCUCCCCAAGGGCCAAGAAGCCGCAGACACCGGGGGAGAUGCAGAAGACCCGGACCGGCUUGUGGCGAAUUUGAUGCCGUUCCCUCGAACGAGGGAACGGCAUUCUGCACAGUGCACUGCUUUUUCGCUGGUUUUUCCAGAUCUUUUAUCGACGUUACAAGCGACAAAA